AUCGCGGGGCUACGCGCGGAGCCGGCGCGGUCAUGGCCGACUACUGGAAGUCACAACCAAAGAAAUUCUGUGAUUACUGCAAGUGCUGGAUAGCAGACAACAGGCCUAGUGUUGAAUUUCAUGAGAGAGGAAAGAAUCACAAGGAAAAUGUGGCCAAGAGGAUCAGUGAGAUUAAACAGAAAAGCCUGGAUAAGGCAAAGGAAGAAGAAAAGGCGUCCAAGGAGUUUGCCGCCAUGGAGGCAGCUGCCCUGAAGGCAUACCAAGAGGAUCUGAAACGGCUUGGCUUAGAGUCAGACAUUUCAGAGCCAAGUAUAUCACCAGUGACCAGCACUGUCCAGCCCACGUCUACAUCAACUCAACAGAAAGAGAAGAAGAAGAAAAAGGAAAAGGAAAAGAAAAAGAAAGACGCUUCAAAGGGUAGAUGGGUAGAAGGAGUAACGUCCGAUGGUCACUGUUACUAUUACGAUCUCAUCACAGGAGCAUCUCAGUGGGAGAAGCCAGAAGGAUUUCAAGGGAACUUAAAAAAGACAGCAGCAAAGGCCAUUUGGGUAGAGGGCUUAAGUGAAGACGGUUACACCUAUUAUUAUAAUACAGAAACAGGAGAAUCCAAAUGGGAAAAACCUGAUGAUUUCAUUCCACACACUGGUGAUGUGCCGUCAAGUAAGGAGAAUGAAAAGUCACCUGACACCCUAGAAGACUCCAAAUCAUCAGAUUCUCACAGUGAUUCUGAUGGCGAACAGAAGAAAGCAGGAGAGGCCUCUGUGGAAACGAAGAAACUAAUAAUCAAGUUUAAGGAAAAAAAUAAAAGUACUGAGAAAAAAACUGAGCCAGAAAUACAAAAAGAAAAAAGUACCCCAAAACAGAACCCAUCAAAUACAAACGAAGAAAAAUCCAAAACUCCUAACAAAACUCCUAAGAAAUCAACGAACCCUUAUGGGGAAUGGCAAGAAAUUAAACAAGAGGCCGAGUCUCAGGAAGAGGUCGAUUUGGAACUUCCAAGCACUGAGAGCGAAUAUCUGUCAACUUCAGAAGCCGCUGCUGGAGAAAUCAAAGUGGUAUUUAAAGAAAAAACAGUCUCUUCUCUGGGAGUUGCAGCAGAUGGGGUGGCUCCAGUCUUCAAAAAGAGAAGAAUUGAAAAUGGGAGAUCUCGGAAUCUGAGACAGCGAGGGGACGAUGAGUGACUGUAAAGACUUUCCUUUGACUGCUGUGGACAGAGGAGACGUGCCCUUUCCAAGCUUCUCUGUUUUGAGUACUAUAGUGCUGCAGUUUACAUUUAUGCUAAGUGUAUUUUAUGUGAAUCAAAAUAAAUCUUUUCAUGUGAAAUUUA
Messenger RNA from Peromyscus maniculatus bairdii (prairie deer mouse), 1327 nucleotides. RefSeq names its product WW domain binding protein 4 (gene Wbp4). The record is from RefSeq and is a predicted model, not a curated record. Gene Ontology annotation, biological process: mRNA splicing, via spliceosome. Gene Ontology annotation, cellular component: precatalytic spliceosome; nucleus. Gene Ontology annotation, molecular function: zinc ion binding; protein binding; RNA binding. NCBI's taxonomy places the organism in Eukaryota, Metazoa, Chordata, Mammalia, Rodentia, Cricetidae.